AUGAAAUCAACACUGAGGAUAAGUUCUACCAAGGGGCAGGAUUUAGAAAGUUAUAUUGCUGUUUUUCUUCCUUGCUGGCCCCUAAGCCUAGCAUUCUGGAUGUUGUUCAGGAAUCACUCACCAGUGAGGAUGAAGAAUUUUCAAGAUGUGUUGAUGGAACAUUGGAAUGUACUCAGUUUACCUCUGCCUGCUGGCAUUUUCCUGUGUCUGCUUAUGGUUUUUACAACAGAGAAGGUUAUUUUAAAAUCUGAAGACCGUUUUAGAAAUGCUUCAGCACUGAAAACACAUGAAGUCACUCUCCGGUUUCUCUGCAAGGUAGAAGAUGGUAAUAAUCUUGAUUGUGUCCUGGCUCAGGCACUUGCUGGAAGCAACUCUCCUGAAGCAAUGCAUCAGAUAGUUUCAGAAGCCAAGUGUGAAACCAAGAAUCUGACCCCCUCUCUGCUACUAUCAAGAAACCGCUGCAUGUGA
Molecule: messenger RNA, 468 nt
Organism: Rangifer tarandus platyrhynchus (Svalbard reindeer)
Lineage: Eukaryota; Metazoa; Chordata; Mammalia; Artiodactyla; Cervidae
Source: the annotation of a GenBank genome assembly